This is a messenger RNA of Scaptodrosophila lebanonensis, 1201 nucleotides long. It is a transcript of the gene SdhB, whose product is annotated as succinate dehydrogenase [ubiquinone] iron-sulfur subunit, mitochondrial. The record is from RefSeq and is a predicted model, not a curated record. Gene Ontology annotation, molecular function: electron transfer activity; 2 iron, 2 sulfur cluster binding. Bases 100 to 993 code for a protein of 297 amino acids. The transcript has 4 exons. Gene Ontology annotation, biological process: tricarboxylic acid cycle; respiratory electron transport chain; aerobic respiration. NCBI's taxonomy places the organism in Eukaryota, Metazoa, Arthropoda, Insecta, Diptera, Drosophilidae. Gene Ontology annotation, cellular component: mitochondrial membrane.
UGCCACCAGCUCGAGAAGAUAUUUUCCGUUUAUUGAAAAAUCAAUUUGCUAAUUAAUUGCAAACGCAGUGUCGUUUCAAUUUCGCCUACUAAAACGAAAAUGUUGGUCAAUGAAGCUAGACACUUACUUAGUCGCGCCAGUUCUUUGGCUGCACGUCAUCAGUUGCGAGCCAUCAGCAAUGGCACAGCCCAACUGGACCAACAGGCACAGCCCAAAGAGGCCAAGCAGCCCCAAAUCAAGAAGUUUGAGAUCUACCGGUGGAGUCCGGAUAACAGCGGCGAGAAACCCUACAUGCAAACCUAUGAGAUUGACUUGCGCGAGUGUGGACCCAUGGUGUUGGAUGCCCUCAUCAAGAUCAAAAACGAAGUGGAUCCCACGCUGACCUUUCGGCGAUCGUGCCGGGAGGGUAUUUGCGGCUCAUGUGCCAUGAAUAUUGGUGGUACCAAUACCUUGGCCUGUAUCAGCAAAAUAGAUACAAACACUUCAAAGUCGCUGAAGGUGUACCCAUUGCCGCACAUGUAUGUGGUGCGUGACUUGGUGCCGGACAUGAACAACUUCUACGAGCAGUACAGAAACAUUCAGCCCUGGUUGCAGCGCAAAAACGAAGCCACUGAGAAGAAGGGCAAAGCACAGUACUUGCAGUCCGUUGAGGAUCGUUCCAAGUUGGAUGGUCUAUACGAGUGCAUUCUAUGCGCUUGCUGCUCAACUGCGUGUCCUUCAUAUUGGUGGAAUGCUGAGAAGUACCUCGGCCCAGCUGUCCUGAUGCAGGCCUAUCGUUGGAUCAUCGAUUCACGUGACGAGAACACCGCUGAGCGCCUUAACAAGUUGAAAGACCCCUUCAGUGUGUACCGUUGCCACACCAUCAUGAACUGCACGCGCACCUGUCCGAAGGGUCUUAAUCCCGGCCGCGCUAUUGCCGAGAUUAAGAAACUGCUUUCUGGUCUGGUAUCGAAACCCUCGCCCAAGCUGGAGACUGCGGCGCUGCACAAGUAGAGGAGCGCCCAUUUACGUUACUCUUUGUUUGUGCAUCUUUGUACCGGCUUCCCAGUUAGUUUCAGGCUGCAGGCUGUACAGCAAACCCCGUCACAACUGUCACCACAAUGCUUAUUUUGUUUUAAUUUAAUUUAAGCCUUAAAGUUACUGACAAUUGUUAAUGCAGUUUGUAAAGCGAACGUAGUAAACCGCAAGAAUCAAUACCUGA